This is a messenger RNA of Knipowitschia caucasica, 1746 nucleotides long. Lineage: Eukaryota; Metazoa; Chordata; Actinopteri; Gobiiformes; Gobiidae. The record is from the annotation of a GenBank genome assembly.
AUGUCUGAUGACUCACCCUGCAGAGACCCAAAACCACAGACUCAGAGACCCAAAACCACAGACUCAGAGACCCAAAACCACAGACUCAGAGACCCAAAACCACAGACUCAGAGACCCAAAACCACAGACUCAGAGACCCAAAACCACAGACUCAGAGACCCAAAACCACAGACUCAGACACCCAAAACCACAGACUCAGAGACCCAAAACCACAGACUCAGAGACCCAAAACCACAGACUCAGACACCCAAAACCACAGACUCAGAGACCCAAAACCACAGACUCAGAGACCCAAAACCACAGACUCAGACACCCAAAACCACAGACUCAGAGACCCAAAACCACAGACUCAGACACCCAAAACCACAGACUCAGAGACCCAAAACCACAGACUCAGACACCCAAAACCACAGACUCAGAGACCCAAAACCACAGACUCAGAGACCCAAAACCACAGACUCAGAGACCCAAAACCACAGACUCAGAGACCCAAAACCACAGACUCAGAGACCCAAAACCACAGACUCAGAGACCCAAAACCACAGACUCAGAGACCCAAAACCACAGACUCAGAGACCCAAAACCACAGACUCAGAGACCCAAAACCACAGACUCAGACACCCAAAACCACAGACUCAGAGACCCAAAACCACAGACUCAGAGACCCAAAACCACAGACUCAGACACCCAAAACCACAGACUCAGAGACCCAAAACCACAGACUCAGAGACCCAAAACCACAGACUCAGAGACCCAAAACCACAGACUCAGAGACCCAAAACCACAGACUCAGACACCCAAAACCACAGACUCAGAGACCCAAAACCACAGACUCAGAGACCCAAAACCACAGACUCAGAGACCCAAAACCACAGACUCAGAGACCCAAAACCACAGACUCAGACACCCAAAACCACAGACUCAGAAACCCAAAACCACAGACUCAGAGACCCAAAACCUCAGACUCAGAGACCCAAAACCUCAGACUCAGAGACCCAAAACCACAGACUCAGAGACCCAAAACCACAGACUCAGAGACCCAAAACCACAGACUCAGACACCCAAAACCACAGACUCAGAGACCCAAAACCACAGACUCAGAGACCCAAAACCACAGACUCAGAGACCCAAAACCACAGACUCAGACACCCAAAACCACCAGACUCAGAGACCCAAAACCACAGACUCAGAGACCCAAAACCACAGACUCAGAGACCCAAAACCACAGACUCAGAGACCCAAAACCACAGACUCAGAGACCCAAAACCACAGACUCAGAGACCCAAAACACAGACUCAGGGACCCAAAACCACAGACUCAGAGACCCAAAACCACAGACUCAGACACCCAAAACCACAGACUCAGAGACCCAAAACCACAGACUCAGACACCCAAAACCACAGACUCAGAAACCCAAAACCACAGACUCAGAGACCCAAAACCACAGACUCAGACACCCAAAACCACAGACUCAGAGACCCAAAACCACAGACUCAGAGACCCAAAAACACAGACUCAGGGACCCAAAACCACAGACUCAGAGACCCAAAACCACAGACUCAGACACCCAAAACCACAGACUCAGAGACCCAAAACCACAGACUCAGAGACCCAAAACCACAGACUCAGACACCCAAAACCACAGACUCAGAAACCCAAAACCACAGACUCAGAGACCCAAAACCUCAGACUCAGAGACCCAAAACCUCAGACUCAACCAAACACUGCAGGACAAUCUCCAUCUGA